Papilio machaon (common yellow swallowtail) is the source of this 1699-nucleotide messenger RNA. RefSeq names its product esterase FE4. NCBI's taxonomy places the organism in Eukaryota, Metazoa, Arthropoda, Insecta, Lepidoptera, Papilionidae. The transcript has 4 exons. The record is from RefSeq and is a predicted model, not a curated record. Bases 84 to 1667 code for a protein of 527 amino acids.
AGGAAAGGAACGUAAACAGCCAAUCACAGAUUGACACUUGACAAAACAGUGAUAGCAUAGCAUGACAGAAAAUUAAUUUUAAAAUGUCUGCACCAGAAGUGACUAUUACUGAUGGUAAAUUGCGGGGUAAAAUUUGUCAAAGUUUAAAUGGAGUAAAGUUCUAUACGUUCAAAGGAAUCCCGUAUGCCAAACCACCAGUAGGCGAUUUAAGGUUUUCUAUACCCGAACCACCAGAGCCCUGGGAAGGUGUGAAAGAUACCACAAAGAAUUGCAACAUAUGUGCACAAUAUGAUAGAGCAACGGGUACAGUAAUUGGUGAUGAAGAUUGUCUUUACUUAAAUGUAUAUACACCACGUCUUCCUCAUGAAGGGCCACAGCUACCUGUUAUGGUUUUUAUACAUGGAGGGGGAUUCUUAUUUGGAAAUGGAACUGAUGAUACCUUACACGGUCCAGACUAUCUCAUUGAAAAAGAAGUUGUUAUAGUUAGUUUGAAUUAUAGAUUAGGCAUACUGGGAUUUUUAUCCUUAGGCCAAAAAGGUGCUAGUGGCAAUAUGGGCUUAAAGGAUCAACUACUUGCACUAAAAUGGGUACAACAAAAUAUAGCUCAGUUUGGUGGUGAUCCUAAGAAUGUAACUAUUUUUGGUGUGAGUGCCGGUGGAGCAUCCGUUGAAUAUCUACUUCUGUCUCCAACAACCAAAGGUUUAUUUCACAAAGCUAUUGCCCAAUCUGGCUCAUCUCUUUUACAUUGGGCACAAAAUAAUGAAAUAGAAAAAUUGGCUUAUAAAAUACCACUUAUUAAGAAAAAGUUUCCAGGAAACAAUGAUGAACUAUUGAAAAUUUUAAAGGAAAUGCCUGUAAAAGAACUAAUACAAGCUUCUAUGAUAGCUCUUGCGAUGGGUACUCACCGUGGAGGCAUUACCUUUGGCUUUGUUCCAACUGUAGAAAAGUCCGGAGACUGGGAACAGUUUAUAAAUAAAUCCACUUAUGAUAUGUUAUCAAAUGGCGAGUUUACUAAAGUGCCGUUUAUGAGUGGCUUUUGUACACGUGAGGGUCUUUUAAUGAUUCCCUUUAAUCCCCAAAAAAUAGAAAACAUUUCAAGUACAAAGUCAUUUGUAUCAGAACUGCCUUUCAACUUUGAUAUCACAGAAAAAGAUGAACUUGAUAAAAAGCUGAAAUUGGUGUAUUUAGAAGGUGAAAAAACACACAAGGAUGAUGAUUAUUAUGCUAUUGAUUUCUUGACUGAUGUAGAUUUUCUUGGGGGUGUGUAUGUUGCUACUUCACUGAUUGCUAAGAAGAAUUCCCCUGUGUAUUUCUAUGAGUUUUCAUAUGAUGGUAAUUUAAAUUACUUUAAAAAAACAAGAAACAUCGAUAGAGGUGGAGCUUGUCAUGGUGAUGAUGGCGGUUAUUUGAUUAAAUGUGAUAUUUUUAAAGAAGCUGAAAUCUCUGAAACGGAUAAAUUGGUACGCGAAAGGAUGUCUACGAUGUGGACGAAUUUCGCUAAAUUUGGUAACCCAACACCAACAGUCGACGAUAUUAUAACUACUAAGUGGGAACCUGUUACGGAUAUAAUGUCGUAUUUAUUCAUUGACGAUAAACUGACAAUGAAGGAAAAUCCAUACCCCAACAGAACUAAAUUGUAUGAAGAAUUGUACAAGAAGUAUUAUUAAACAUUACUAAAUUUGUUAUUUUCUAAAGAAAU